AUUUAUCACAAGGAAAUGGUAAAGGAUAUAUGCCAGGAGCUGGUUCUGAAUCAUGAAGCUAUAAAGGAGGUGUGUAGCUGCCUUCAGGAAGAGAUCAACAGGGGCCUUGGAAAGGACUCCAAUCCCGAGGCCACAAUAAAAUGCUUCCCUACUUAUGUGAGAGAACUUCCAAAUGGCAAAGAGAAUGGAAGGUUCUUGGCACUGGAUCUUGGAGGCACCAAUUUCAGGGUCCUCUUGAUUGAGUUGGGAGCCAAGUGUACCAUGGACAGCAGGAUCUAUGCCGUACCUCAACCCAUCAUGGUGGGACCUGGAGAUGGGCUCUUUGACCACAUAGCUGAAUGUUUAGCAAGUUUCAUCAAGGAGCGAGAUCUGGGGACUGAGCUACUUCCUCUGGGCUUCACAUUCAGCUUCCCAUGCAAGCAGGAAGGUCUGACCAAGGCACGUCUUGCUUGCUGGACCAAGGGAUUCAAAUGUCCGGGUGUUGAAGGCAGGGACGUUGUGGAGCUACUCAAGCAAGCCAUUGCUAGACGAGGGGAUGUGAGGAUCAAAAUUUGUGCAGUGCUGAAUGACACCACCGGCACUCUCAUGUCCUGUGCCUGGAAGAACCACAACUGCCGCAUUGGUCUCAUUGUGGGUACAGGAACCAAUGCUUGCUACAUGGAGAAACUUGAGAAGGUGGAACUCUGGGAUGGCAGCACAGAUGAACCACCUCAGGUGAUCAUCAACACUGAAUGGGGUGCGUUUGGAGACAAUGGCUGCUUAGACUUUGUUCGCACAGAGUAUGACAAUACUAUUGACCGGGAAUCAAUCAAUCCAGGAAGGCAGCUGUAUGAGAAGAUGAUCAGUGGGAUGUACAUGGGGGAGAUUGCCAGGCAGGUCCUUGUCCGUCUGGUGUCUGAUGGACUACUCUUUGGAGGAUAUGCUUCAGAUAUUCUUCUUGAGAAAGGCUCAUUUUUCACCAAAUACAUAUCUGAAAUAGAGAGUGACAAACCUGAUGACUUCAACAACUGCCGUGCCAUCUUGGAAGAGUUAGGAUUCAAUGAUGCCACUGAUGCCGAUUGUGCCAAUGUCCGCCACGUCUGUGAAUGUGUCUCCAGGCGGGCAGCAAGCUUGGCUGCUGCAGGUGUUGCUGUGCUCCUUAACCGCAUAAAUGAAGAAAGUGUAACUGUGGCAGUGGAUGGCUCAGUGUAUCGUUUCCACCCACAUUUCCACAAUCUCAUGGUAGAACAAAUUUCACACCUCAUCAAACCUGGAAUUAAGUUUGAUCUCAUGCUGUCUGAGGACGGCAGUGGACGUGGUGCUGCCCUAGUGGCUGCUGUUGCCUCCAGAUCUGCUAGCAUGAGAUAGAAUGGCAAGUAGGUUAUGAUUUUGUGAAAUUGUCAAUAGUGUACACUCACUGCAUCUGGUAAUUGUAUGAGUUAGACCAGAUUUGUAUGAAAAUGCAAGUUGCAGGCAUAAUUGUAGAAUAUUAUAGAAGUUUUACUUCAAAAUCUCAGCUGAAGAGAGGAAAUAAUUAGGACUCAGCCAUUGUCAGACUUUUGGUUUAACAGUUUUAUUAAAUUCAAUCAUUAUUAUUGAGAAGGGAAAAGACACUGAAUCCUUGUCAUUAUGUAUGGUGGUAAAGUUAUGUAGAAAAAUGACAGCGUGAUGCCAAUUAGUUGGAAUCAGCCUAGCAUUGUCAAUUUUAUUAGUUUUGUCUGGAAUUUGACAUUUUGUACAUAAUUCAGCUAUGAGGUUGAAUGACAAGUUGCAGCUUAUGAGAGUAAUAUGACUACAUAAUUUAAGAAUAGUUAUGCAAAAUGUCUAGAAUAUAUUUUUAUGCAAUCACUGAAUUGGGGUUUGGAUCUUCACAUUAUAUUGUCCUGAUAAGUUAUGGUUAAAUGAGUGGAAGUAAUACCUUGUUCAACCAUUUACUUUCGAGGUCAGUGACAUAGUACUGUAAAGACUAAUUUCUCUUUAGUAACAAAAUGGCUGUGUACAUCUGAAAAAAUAAUCAACCUAAAGGUAUGGGGAUGAAUGAACUGUCUAAAAACUUUGCUUGGAAUAGAGCCAAGGAUCAAACCAAUAAGCACUACCUGAAAUGGCAGCCCACCUUAUUACAUUCAGGUUUGUACACAUACCUCACUAUUGUCAAUUUUUGUCGUAAUGUUAACCUGUCGUGGUUACAGCAUCAUUGUGCUUUUAAAUGAGUUUUAUCAUAAUCCAUCAACUCUUACCUACCACAAGAUCCCUAUGAAUCUUAUUCUAGUUUUUAAUUGAUGGUAAUUUUUAUAUGGAGAGUGCCACAACCACCCUUUUCUGUUAAUUUUUUAAACCAUGUUACUUGUCAGUCUUAUUGCUACAAAAAAAGGGUGAAUCUUUGAACUAUAUGUCUCCCAUAGGCCAUUGACAGAGUCUCUCAUACCUUUGACAGGCUACAGAGGAACUCCGUCCAGCAAUAUGCCACUGGCUGGCUAUGUGUGGCCUUCAGCAUCCCUGGUGGAUUGCUAAGGGAAGGUGGUUAAUAAGAUCUCAGCCAGGCUGUAGCCUAUUAUGUUUGUGUUCGUUUCUUACACAGUCUCUGGACCAGUGUAGCAAAGAAACUUGUCAUCUAAUCAUCUGGAGUUUGAAAACCAUCACAUUUUUUGCAAGCUUAUUUUCAGGCUUUUCCUUCUCUAUUAAGCUUCCUACACACUUUUUAUUUUGAGGUUCAUUAUUCUACUGAAAUUAUUACUGUUAUGAAAGGUACUACCUUGAAAUAGUAACAACAUAAUAUUAUUGGUGCUCAAGAGAAAAGAAAAUGGUGGUGGUGGAUCCUAAUUACCCAAAAUACUGGUUUUCGAUAAUUUAGGCUGACUACAUUUCUGGCUACAUUGGAUCAUCAGAAUGGAAUAUGGAAUGUAGAUUUUUUAGAUGGUUGGUAUUCAGGUAAUUGGCAUUAUGCUGUGUGUUCCUGAUUUUUAACCAAGUUUCUUUUAUAUUGUAGAGUCUCUCUAUUUUUCCAAUAUAUGCAUGAAAGACUUGUAAAUUCGCUGUUCAAAAUGCAAUUGAUAUUGUGUACUUAAAGUUACAGCAAGUUGAGUAAAUUUGUGUGUGUGUGUGUGUGUGUGUGUGUGUGUGUGUGUGUGUGUGUGUGUGUGUGUGUGUGUGUGUGUGUGUGUGUGUGUGUGUGUAAGCAAGCCUAUUGUCAAGUGGCAACAUUAUAGUAUAGAGCAAAAGUUUAUCCCAACAGCAUUUUAGCAAAAUUAUUCUGUAAGUGUAUGUGUAUACCACUUUGCUACUGCCUACAAUACAUGAACAGUCAUGACUUCUGCUACUGAUCCAAGAUCAUGGAUGAGAUGCAGAAAUUAUGACAGUAAUUAAUGGCUAACCUAAAUAUGGUUAAUUAUUUAGUUAAGCCACUUAGUGAAAUGGAUGCUAAAUGUUAUCAUGUUAUCAGAACAAGAACUAUGUAAAUCAUAAUUUGUGAUGUACAGUAGUUGUUAUUCCAUUUAUGUGGCAAAUCUAAUUUUGAACCAGUCUUGAAAGGCUUGUUUCAAGAAAUUUAGAAGUUCUUAGUUUUGAAUCCCCUUUGCUGUCAUAAUUAAGUUUGUACUGAGUGGUGUACACUUACAGAAAUAUCAUGCAAAGCAGUGCAAAUUGUGCAAAUAUCACAUGUCAAUGUGAAAUUACAAACUGGUUUUAUCAUUAACUCAUCAACACAAGACUAUAUAGAAUAUCUUUUUUUUUUUAUAUCAACCUGCUUCUUCCUGCACAUGUGAGAUGGCAUCCAAGAAUAGUGAAAAGUAGAGAAAAUACUUCCUGGAAAAAUUUCCAGGUUCAAAGACUAAAUAAUUAUAUAUAAGAAAAAUACAGAGACUCUUUAUUUUCAAGUUUGUACAUCAUGUAAAAACUGAGACCUGCUGAUGCUUUACAAUAUUUCUGUUCUUUUUAGUAUAUAUUUUAGUUACUGAAGUUUCUAAAUUAUUUGUGUAACACACACACACACACACACACACACACACGAGAAUUGCAAUUAUAUGAGAUGUUAGUUUUCUCCAGCUGGUCCUUGCGUGAUAUGAUUAAUAACUUCUGAGAAUUAUUUGACAUUUUCCAAUUAACCAAUAAUUAAUAUUAAGAAGUACAUAGCUGUUAUACUCACUCAAAACAACACAUACAUUGUUUGUACAUUAAUUGAUUAGCAGCUAUUUGAAACCUGAUCACUUUUUUUUUUUUUUGACUGUGCAGAAGGUUGAAAACACUGAAUUCACAAUACUGCCCAACCUUUUGCACUUAGCAGACAUAUUAUAAUUCAAACACAAAUUAAUUCAAACACAAAUAGAAUUUAUGCUACACUUAAGCAAACAAAAAACUAUGUCCAGAUGGUUGUGUGAAUGCAGACUGAAUGGUAUAAGUUAGGAAGUGUGUGGUGAAGUAUGAAAUAGCUAUCCUGCAAUUUACCUCCUAUUUUUUAUUUAAAACUCUAUUGACCAAUUUUGAGAUCUGAUUUGUAUAGCAAAAAUUUCCUUAUAAUACUUUAUUGACAAUAAUUUUCUCAGAUUUUGACAGCUCAUACAGUGCAACUUUCUCAUAUAUAUAUAUAUAUAUAUAUAUAUAUAUAUAUAUAUAUAUAUAUAUAUAUAUAUAUAUAUAUAUAUAUAUAUAUAUAUAUAUAUAUAUAUGACACACACACACACACACACACAUGCACAUACAUAUUUGCAGAGAUACAAACACAAUUUACAAUCAAUGCAAUGGAAGUAAAUUGUGUCUUGUUUUAAAAGAAUAGUUGCCAGUGUUAGUUGAAGCCAGUGCUGAUGUUCUGAGCUGAUAGUAAGGCUGGUUUAGAAGCAAAACAUAUUCAGUGUAUUUGUGAUAUAUAGGAUAAACAUUUGGUUGUUUUAAGGUAGAUAUUUCUCUUAAGUUGCUGAAAUACAUGUGCUAAGUAAAAUGCUGCAACUUCAUUUUGGUUCCAUACCUCUUACUGCAUUAUAUCACUUUUCACUUGGGAGUCUGUAUGGUUUCCUCACAACUAGUGCUGGCAUAAUCAAUGCCACAAUUAUUAAUUUGCCAAAAUAGGAUUGGGAUAAUUCUCAGUUCUCAGAUAUAACCCAUAAAAAUAGUUUUCUUAUAAAAACAUUUUUAUUACACACGAUCUAUUGAAAAUGAAGAUACCUGUUGAAAGCAAAAUAAUUUUAAAUGAAUAUUUAUAAUGUCUAAAUAAGAAAUGCUUGUCAUAAAUUAUUAUGAAAUUUAAAAGUUUAUGCAUAUAUAAAUAUGGACCAGAUUUAUGUUCCAGAAAUAAUGUUGAACUAUGUAUAAAUUAUAUGAUAUUUUGUUGAUAAUGAAAGAAAGGUUUAAUAGUCUCUCACAAGGCAUUGUACCUUUUAAAAUGGGUUGUCUCAAAAAGGAAUAACGGUUGCUUUCCAAGAAGUUGUGAAACCUUUGGAGAUUUAGCAAGAAACAAUGUUUAUAUUAAUUUAAUUUGAAACAGAUGUUUUAUAGUUUUACUUUACUUUCAUACUAAAGGCAUAUUCUUAGCCAAUAUUAGUAUAUAAUAUGACAUUUUCAAACUUUUGACAAUUGUAGAUAAUUUGCCCAAGUAUCCAUAUAUGUUGGCAUAGUUUGUUAAUAACAAAUGGUAUGACAAGAUAUGCAACAAAUAGGUUUAUGACAAAUUGGUAAAUAUUUUAUGUAAAUAUUCUGGUUUAUUUUACUGAUUUUAAUAGUUUAUCAAUAUACAUUUAAACACUUCUGGAUAGGGAUCAUAUUUUUGAAAAACUGCAUACCUUUGUUGACUUGCAUGUCAACCUCUUGUUUAUGCCAUAAGGUCUAGUUUCAAGGCUGUGAUCUAGUUUGAAAAUAAGUAAAUUAAAUUAAUGAAAAAUCCUCAACCUUUACCUCUUGUAUUAUAGAACACAUAUACAAGCUCUGUUCAAAAACUAUUUGACUUGGCUAAGCUUCCAAUUUGAAUCUCCUAGGAAGUAGGCCACUUGUGACUCCCACAUGUUAAGCACAGCAGUCUUUCUCUUCUCAGAAAUAUUUAUGGAAAUCCUGUUUUGCUACAAACUGUACCAUCUCAUCCAUCACAGAGCCCUCUUGUCUCUUAAAUCAGGACCCUUUUAACAGUUCAAGUUAGCAUCGGUGACUUUUCUCUUCACCAGCCCUGCUUUCUUUGGCCUUGAGGUUGCUGGAACCUUCUACUAUGCUAACUAAGCCCCAGCUUCAUACUGUGUAUCCAAAAAUUAUCAAUUGAACAUUGAUUAUGUUCUUCAAGAAAUUAAGAUCACUAUUAUUGCACUCUCAUGUCCACCAUGACAUCAAGGUGGAGUUCUUACUGCUAAUGCAGAAGCAGAUUAAGAUCUUUAGUGUUUUUGUCACAACUUUUGUUUCUGGGUUCUAUGUAUUAUGAAUGAUCCAAGAAAAAAUAAUCAAAUUUUUUGAACAGAUCUUGUAUAUGUUAUUAAAGUGGUAAGCAACAUGUUUGUCAGUUAUGUUUGAUUUAGCUCAACAAUGUUGCUUGGUUAUCUAACUUUAAAUUGCUGUUUGCAUCACAGUCUCAGUGCUGCUCAAGUGCACCAAAAUCUUGAAAUACUAAAUCACAUACAGCACAUGGAAGCUUUUAGGUCUCUAAGAACAAACUCAACUGAUGAUGCCGUCAGUAUUCAGUAAACUCCUUUAAUAUUAUUUAUUUUAUUAUUGUAGAAAAAGUACUUUUCACAUUGGAAUUUUUCUUAAAAAUUGAGUAGGUUUAAACUUACUUGAAACUACAAAAAGUUAAAUUUAAAAGAUGGUUGGCUAAAUUUAUAAGAAGUAAAGAAAGUGAUCAGGUAAUUACCAUUACAAUGCAGAAUGUUCAAAAUGAUUAAUUCUACACUUAGAACCCUGAAACUGCACCAGUCUUAAUAGUACUGCAUCAUUACACUUAUCAGAUAUUUGCAAUCAUUUACCAACAGGUUGCUUGAAACCAAAGUAAAAAAUUCUCAGAUGUGAUUUGUCUUCUAAAAUCAGAGAUGCAAAUUUUCUCUACACCUUUGCUGAAUUAAUGCAAAGAAAUACAUUUCUUCCAUGUAAUAUGAAGGCAAACAAAAAUUAGUAACCAAUGCACAUCUGGUAACUCUUAAAUUAUCUCUUAUUUCUCCAAUUCUUGGAUGUACCAUUAUAUAUCACUCAAAAAAAAAAAAAAAAAAAAAAAGAAAGAAAAGUAUUAUUAAGUUUUAUUGUAUGUCAAAAGCUGCCAAAAAACACAAGACCUUCAUCAUAAUCUCAUGUUGGGAAUUUAGAUCUGUACAUUCAGUAACUGAUAAUGAAAGUAAGAAAUGUUUUUUUUCUCCCAAAAAUGUGGAGUUAUUGUAAAAGUAAUGUUGAAUUUUUUAAAUUUAAUUAUAACUAUGCAUGCAUUAAUAAUAUACCAUUAAAAUUGUAUGUAUGUGUAAUACUUCAAAGUAUAAGCAUUGAAUGUUAAUGAUGUAUUUUUAUAGAUAUUUUUAAUAUAUUUUUCAAUGUACUGAGAAAAUGGAAUACUUUUGGGACAUAUUAAUUGAAGCAUCUUCCACAGCAAUGAUGAAUCCACCAAUGAUGAAUCCACCAAUCAGGCAAACAUGUUUAUACAUUGCUCAAGUUAAAUAUUCUCCUUCCAAAAGUAUACCAAGUGCUUGGUCAUUUCUUUUUUUCAACUCUUGGUAUAUAAAGAAAAUGGAGAACUCAACCAUACAGGUAGGUUUUUAUAAAAUACUGGUUUUGCUCCACCUAACAGUGAUGUCAACCACAUCAAUCACAUAAGUACAUGAGCCAGUGUGUAGAACUCAGUUGAAUGAUAAGAGAAAUAUUACUGGUCAGUUAUUAGUGUUGCUAUGAACUUGUCUAACUGAAGCACAGCUGACAUACUCAUCACUGCUUUGAAAGAUGCUUCAACUGUAAUUUUUAAAACAUUUUGUUCUAGUUUUCAAAGUGUCUGGAUACUAGCACAGAAAUUACAGGGGAUGGCAGAAAAUGGGUUUCUUUUUAUAUCUCUCUUACAUAUAUGAAAAAUAUUUAACAAUUUGCUUAAAGCAAUGAAAUGUAUUAUUUCACUAUUACAAGAAACUGGAAUGAACACAAAGCACAAAUUAGUCAUUAUAUUGUGCAGUCUUGUGACAUUGCAUUAUCAUUUGUGGACACAAUUUUUUUUUUUUUUUUUUUUUUUUUUUAUGUGUGAAUCUCAAUAUUAUUAAUUUGAUGUAUCAGCAUUUUUUUUUUUUUUUUUUUUUUUUUUCUUAUGAAACAUAAUUUAUUUUGUCAAAAUGGCUGCUAAGUAUUUGAGUGAUCAUAGUUUAAGUAGGACCUUGAGGGUAGUAAUCUGAGGAGAUGAAUUACUUUGAAUUUAAGUUUGCCUGUGAGGUAAAAGAAUAAUGGUAAAUAAUGUAUCAAAAUUAUUUCUCUUGUUGUAUGAACAAUGGAGCAGUUGGUUAUGUACUUUGAUUUUUGUAGAAAAAUGUUGUAUAUACUAUACAUAUAAAUAUAUAUAUAUUA
Messenger RNA from Scylla paramamosain (green mud crab), 8469 nucleotides. Its product is annotated as hexokinase type 2-like. Gene Ontology annotation, molecular function: ATP binding; glucokinase activity; fructokinase activity. Bases 16 to 1347 code for a protein of 443 amino acids. Lineage: Eukaryota; Metazoa; Arthropoda; Malacostraca; Decapoda; Portunidae. The record is from RefSeq and is a predicted model, not a curated record. The transcript has 10 exons. Gene Ontology annotation, cellular component: mitochondrion; cytosol. Gene Ontology annotation, biological process: intracellular glucose homeostasis; glycolytic process; carbohydrate phosphorylation.